Messenger RNA from Nezara viridula (southern green stink bug), 130 nucleotides. The record is from the annotation of a GenBank genome assembly. NCBI's taxonomy places the organism in Eukaryota, Metazoa, Arthropoda, Insecta, Hemiptera, Pentatomidae.
AUGUCAUAUGGAAUUUUGCCUUGUACACAAGAUCAUCAUUCUCUGCACCAGCUGGUACCUGUUUUAAAUUAUAAGAAUCUACAUAAUAAAGCUGUUGCCUUUACAAGGAUAUUUCAUUAACAGUCGAAGU